AUGUUUCCCAGCUCUCAACGUUAUCAAAGGAGCCCAAUGGGAUCCAAUUACGAUCGACUAUCGACAUCCAUCAUACCCAGGACCCGCUCAGCGUCUGAUGCCUUUGGGUUGGACAGCCGCCACCAAAACACCCCUAACCUGCGGCACCGCUCGUCGCAGAAUGGGCCCAUCCAGGAAGAUGAGCCUGAUUAUCGUGCUGCGUUAGGUGACACAUUUUUCACACCCGAUAUGAUGCGAUCCGAGUCAAGACCACAUUCAUCAGGAAUCAGUCCUGAGGAAAAUGUGGUUGACCCACUCGCAUUAUCAAAUAUGGUUAGCACAAUUGGUGCUCAAUUCGGUCUCACUCCGAGAGCAAUCUCUGAAGUGGACAAAGUUCUUCAGCAACCCAAUGAACAGAGCCGCCAGAUAGCACUGAUUUGCUUCUUGGCCUCACAGUUUCCAGCCAAUCGCCAGUCCAACUCCGCGGAUCAAGUCACAGUUACGGUUGGCCCCCCAAUGGUUCAACCUAAGGGUGAUCUAUGGAAAGCCGAAGAUCGCCUUCGAACUUUCAUUCGAGAUUUGAUUAAAGACCUGCUUAUGAAAUCAUCAAUACAAGCCUACUCAACAUCAAACUCAUUACGCAAGCAUCCCAUCGUAGAAUCACUCGAGAAUCUAGUGAUUGAGGCACUAAUGGCUGUCGAUUGCAAAGUCAAAGCCAAUGAAUUGCCAGAAGGAUUUCGAAACAGUGAUCUGAAUGCAGAAGGUUUAGUACGAAAGAUUGUUAAGGAGAUUGCUAAAACAGAGAAAAGCAAAUUCCAAAGUGCACUCCUUGACGGUAUCAAUAAACCGGCAGUCGGUUCUUUAGUCCCUAAGUUGUACGAUCUGUACUUUCAGCUUGGCCGUACACGAGCUCCUAAGAGCUUAACGAUAUCUAAUGAUGUGAUCUGGAGCAUGAUCAAUCUUGCUGACAAAUGUAGGAUUGCACUUCUGCGUCUUGAAGGUACCAUUUUCCACCUCCACGCCAAGAACCCAACCCAGCCACGCAGCGGUCCAAAGGAUAAAGCCGACCGAUCAAUAUGGGACCCAGUUGAUGAGCGCCUGGCUUGGGCCAGAGACCUCCCCCCCCUGGAACAAAAGGCCUUUUACAGAUGGAUCAUUAAGUACGACAACCGAAUCUUCACAGGCAAAGAGACCUUUGAACGUAUCAAAACAUCCAAUGACAUUCAGAUUAUAACCCAAGAGGCCUUAAAGGAGUGGAUCAUACAAGGUGAACCACCAUUAGCAUGA
This is a messenger RNA of Melampsora larici-populina 98AG31, 1266 nucleotides long. RefSeq lists its product as uncharacterized. Lineage: Eukaryota; Fungi; Basidiomycota; Pucciniomycetes; Pucciniales; Melampsoraceae. The transcript is spliced from 6 exons. The coding region runs from base 1 to 1266 and encodes 421 amino acids. The record is from RefSeq and is a predicted model, not a curated record.